ACUUCCAACACCCUCCAAACUAAGCCCCAAACAAAUGUACAUAUAUAAUAUUAUUUACUUCGCAGAACUAGGGUUUUUCCUUUCCCUCCAACUCUCUCUCACUGUGUCUGGCGAGAUCGGAUUGUCUGAGCUAAUGCAAUAGGUUCUUCUCUCAGGUUAAGCAUUAUAGACAGAGGAUGAUAGGGAUGGUCAUGGAAGUUUUUAUCUACUAAAAUUCAACCUGACUUCUUGUAGACGCCAAAGGUUAUGUCCAAUAUGGAUACUGAAAAUUCUAACAUUUCACGUGCUGAAGAAGUAAAGGUCCUAGCAAAUGAAGCAUUCAAAGCCCACAAAUAUGCCCAAGCUAUUGAUCUAUACACGCAAGCCAUUGCACUGGACAGUCAGAAUGCUGUAUACUGGGCCAACCGUGCAUUUGCACACAUUAAACUUGAGGAAUACGGCAGUGCCAUACAGGAUGCGUCAAAGGCUGUUGAAGUUGAGCCUAAAUAUUCAAAGGGCUAUUACAGGCGUGGUGCCGCUUAUCUUUCCAUGGGGAAAUUCAAAGAAGCACUUAAAGAUUUUCAGCAGGUCAAGAAAAUCUCUCCAAAUGAUCCUGAUGCUACCAGGAAAUUGAAGGAAUGUGAGAAAGCUGUGAUGAAACUUAAAUUUGAAGAAGCAAUUGCUGUUCCUGACUCUCAAAGGCGUUCUGUAGCUGAUUCUAUAGAUUAUCAUUCUAUAGGAACGGGCCCUAGUUCAUCAUCAGUGCCCACUGAAGUGGCUGUAGCAGCAGUGGCAGUAGCAGUUGUGGCAGCAGUGAUGAUGAUAGUGGGAACAACAGUGGCCACAGUGGUAGCAAUAAUGGUGGUGGUGCUGGUGGUCUUUGGGGCACGUUGGUGGGGUGGCUGCAGUGGUGGUGUCUUUCAUGAGGGUCAAAUACAUGACCUAGAUGUGGAGCCACAAUAUUCUGGUGCAAGAAUAGAGGAAGAUGUAGUUACUCUGGAUUUUGUGAAAAAAAUGAUGGAUGAUUUCAAGAAUCAGAAGUGCUUACAUAAACGAUACGCCUGUCAGAUUGUCUUGCAAACAAGAGACAUGUUGCGAGCUUUGCCUUCUCUUGUUGAUAUAAAUGUUCCUGAAGGCAAUCAUUUCACCGUUUGCGGUGAUGUACAUGGUCAGUUCUAUGAUCUCCUAAAUAUUUUUGAGCUUAAUGGGCUUCCCUCAGACGAGAAUCCAUAUCUUUUCAAUGGUGACUUUGUGGACAGAGGAUCAUUUUCUGUGGAGGUCAUACUCACUUUGUUUGCAUUUAAGUGCAUGUCUCCCUCAGCCAUAUAUCUUGCUAGAGGAAAUCACGAGAGCAAGGGCAUGAACAAGAUAUACGGUUUUGAGGGCGAGGUCCGAUCCAAGUUGAGCGAAAAAUUUGUUGAACUAUUUGCAGAAGUGUUCUGCUGUUUGCCUUUGGCCCAUGUAAUAAAUGAGAAGGUUUUUGUAGUUCAUGGAGGUCUCUUUAGUGUUGAUGGGGUGAAACUCUCUGAGAUAAGAGCAAUUGACCGGUUUUGUGAGCCACCUGAGGAAGGUUUGAUGUGUGAAUUGUUAUGGAGUGAUCCACAACCUUACCUAGGAAGAGGUCCUAGCAAGCGUGGCGUUGGUCUUUCGUUUGGUGCAGAUGUGACAAAGAGGUUUCUGCAGGAAAAUAACCUAGAUUUGGUUGUGAGAUCUCAUGAAGUAAAGGAUGAGGGUUAUGAAAUUGAGCAUGAUGGUAAACUUAUAACCGUAUUUUCUGCCCCAAAUUACUGUGAUCAGAUGGGUAACAAGGGUGCCUUUAUUCGUUUCGAAGCACCUGAUUUGAAGCCUAACAUUGUUACAUUCUCAGCAGUGCCACACCCUGACGUCAAGCCAAUGGCAUAUGCAAACAACUUCCUGCGAAUGUUUUCAUAGUUUAUGUAGCCGAGUGGAAUGGCCAAUGGUAUAUUCUUUUGUUCAAUAUCCUUUAAUACUCAAAAGUGCAAGAGGCUUCGGGUGGUGGCGGGCCAGAGAAGAGCGAAGAGCAAAGAGCAAAGAGCCGGUGCAUGCUGACAAAAAAGCAAUUAUAUGUUGUGAUGAAUAUUUAUUUUUCGGAGGAACUUUUUUGUAUUGUUGGGCAAGAAUGUGUUUCGUGGUUACGCAGGCCAAGGUCAACCCUGAAAGUGAGAGAGGCAGUCUAGAUGGAAAGCUGUUCUCCAUGUAAUGCUAUUUUUUGAGUGGUGCAAAAGUCUUGCCAAAUAAAUUUGCAAUCUCAUUACAUUGCCGACUGAUAAGUAGUGAUAAUGAUUUUGUGUGCGCUUCUCUGACAGAGUUUCCCAUGCUCGCUGCGCGCACGAGUGGCUAUUCUUCUUGUUUGCUCUUUGCUACAUUUUCCAUGUUUGAACUUGUUAUGAAUGAACUUAAUUUGCUA
Messenger RNA from Alnus glutinosa, 2407 nucleotides. Its product is annotated as serine/threonine-protein phosphatase 5. Gene Ontology annotation, molecular function: protein binding; protein serine/threonine phosphatase activity. Gene Ontology annotation, cellular component: cytosol; nucleus. NCBI's taxonomy places the organism in Eukaryota, Viridiplantae, Streptophyta, Magnoliopsida, Fagales, Betulaceae. Bases 247 to 1911 code for a protein of 554 amino acids. The transcript is spliced from 14 exons. The record is from RefSeq and is a predicted model, not a curated record.